This is a messenger RNA of [Torrubiella] hemipterigena, 1665 nucleotides long. The record is from the annotation of a GenBank genome assembly. Lineage: Eukaryota; Fungi; Ascomycota; Sordariomycetes; Hypocreales; Clavicipitaceae.
AUGGCAUCCGAGGACAACGACGUUAUCGCAGAGCUCAUCCCCACGACGCCCAUGGCGCUCCAAGUGGUUCGACAUGCGCCGGCGCAUCUUCGUCCACCUGUAGAGGACCCUAUCGCUCGUGGAUACAUGGAGAAUGGCUCUGACAAGAUCCAGCUGCGCUUCAGCAGCCCCAGAAAGUACGCCGCCGCCUUCUUAUUCGGGCGGAGCUCCGUCUGUGACGUCAAGCUCGAUGUUCCUGGCCGGGAGUGCUACGCCAACACCAUCCAGUGGGCGAUUAGUGUGGCUCCCGACGGCCAUCUAAGCAUUGUUGAUGUCAACUAUGAUGGCCAAGGCAGUUGCAAGACGGUUGUCAUGUAUGACAAGCAAUAUGCCACCCCGCGGUGCAACUUCAUCUGGCGUCUGAACGGGGUUCCCGGGCCAAAUAGAUGGCCGAUUAAAGUGACAGCCCUGUCCGCCUAUGCUAUUACUAAGGACGGUCCUCUGGAUAGCAGUAUUGGAUUCAGAGUCAAGAUUAGUCCCAAGCUCUUCACCUCAGAGAGCCGGGCACUUGCUGCGGGAGCAUUUGCUGCAGAGGAUGCCUGGAUGCCGCAGAUUCACAACAACCCGGCGGACAAUAUAUAUGUUCGACUUGGCUCACUUGGGAAGGGAAGCUCUGGCUCAGUAUCACGCCUAUGGAACGUGAGUACUGGAGAGCAGAUAGCCAAGAAGGAGUUUUGGUCGGCCACUUUUAGCACUGUUCAGCGAGAGACCCGCGCGCUUCAAAACCUGCAUCAUGAAAAUGUCUUGAAGAUGAUGUUUUAUGCCGAAGAGCGCAUGGAAAACCCCCACCGCCAGUUGCGCAUCUUGCCCGUCUUGUAUCUCGAGUAUGCGCCCUUUGGCAGUCUCCGCGACGCGGACAGGGAUGAUCCUUUCUCGUACCAGGAGCGAAUGGACGUUGUGCGCCAGUGCUUGAAUGCUCUGGUAUACCUGCACGACAACAACAUUAUGCAUCGGGACAUUAAGCCCGAGAACAUCCUGGUCUUUUCCCGCAACCCGGUGCUUGCCAAGAUUGCUGACUUUGGCAUCGCAAAAUACCAGGACGAGACUAGCACGACAGUCUGUGGCACCUACUUUUACAUGGCCCCCGAGAUUGCCCCAGACAGCCCGUACACAUUGAAGGUCGAUGUAUGGGCUCUGGGCAUGACUCUUUUGGCUAUGACACACGGCGAGCUACAUUUGCAGCGCCAGCAGUUGGACAGGAUAAGGUACGGGACAAUGCCCAGCAGACCAUACAGGUCGUUGGCCAGAUGCGCGUUUACCGAGUAUGUCAGUCUGUACAUGCUGGUCAAAGAUCCUGAGCAGCGCCUCUCUAUGCGCCAAUGCGCCGAAACCUUGUUCCCCAACGGCGGUGAGCUGGCGUACCCAUGCUGUCCAUCAACAUGCACCAUGCUUGACGAUAAUUCUGCAACGAGCAUAAAGACCCAGACAUCCUAUGGGACGGAAACCGGCAGCCGUUCCGAAGAAUACAAGGUUCAACACUUCGACCUUUGUGACGACCCUGAACAGUGUGCCUGCUGGUACGAAAUGACGAUAUCGACUUUUCAAGAAGAUAACUGGUAUCAGACGUACUAUUACGAGGAUGGUCUACGUGCUCAAGGCCCACAGAAGUGGCCUGAUUUUAAGUGA